This is a messenger RNA of Penicillium paradoxum, 1896 nucleotides long. RefSeq lists its product as uncharacterized. The coding region runs from base 1 to 1896 and encodes 631 amino acids. The transcript has a single exon. The record is from RefSeq and is a predicted model, not a curated record. Lineage: Eukaryota; Fungi; Ascomycota; Eurotiomycetes; Eurotiales; Aspergillaceae.
AUGGCAGUUCGCUCCCUUUUACAGGCAUCCUUUCUCUCGCCAAACGAGAGAGCACGGCAGCAAUAUCCAAGGAGAUCUACUGCUUCGCCAGAUCCUUUCUCUCACUUUUCAAUCCACGAAUCUGGGUCGGACUUCUUCAGACGCCCAGACUUAGAUGAGCAGUUUGCCAGACUACUUGCCCAGCCUGUUUUAUAUCAUCCAUGGGUCGAAGACUUACCAAACACGGGAAUCACGCAUCUUUAUAUUACUGGCAACCAGAUAUCAGUGGAAGCUGUCGCCAGUCUUUUGGUCUCUGCCCAGUUACACGCUUUAGAUUUCGGGACCAUCAGCAUUCCAGAUAAAGCACAUCAAUCGCACCACUAUGGGAAGGAGAAAUAUCCUGGAGCUGAGAAACUUGUCCCGCUUUUGGGCAAGGUUGCAGGGGACAAUCUGAUAUACUUUCGAGCGCAUCAUGCUGUUCUUACCGGCCAGCCACCAGCCAAGGACGCUGCAUCUGAGAUUGAGUUUCUUCCAGAGCUUUCGGCACAAGAAAGCCCCCGUGAAGUUAGUCAAUUCGAGCUAGACGCCACACAGCUGGUUCAUGAGUUGCCUGAAGACACACGACCAAUCUUUGAACUUGCAGAUACGUCAAUGAGCGGUGCACUCAAUCCAACUUGGACAACCAAAGGGUUACAAACUUCCCAUAGAUUGACCCUCUACAAGGAUGAGCCUUUGCCGUCGGUCCGACGUGGGUCAGCUUUUGCUCCAGAAGUUGUACAGUCCACCUCUGUACACAACCACGCCAGUGGAAGCAUGAGCUUUGGUGUUUCUAGGACAGAAACUUCGGGUACAGAGCAGAAUGAUGGAAAUACAUUACCGUCUAUCUGCAUGUCUCCAGACUGCGAUACUCCCGCGACGGAUUUCUCUCUCCAGACAACCUUAAGAGGCAGUUCCCCGAAUUCAUCCAACGAUCUUCGCGCUCAGAUGAUACAAAUGUUACUGGCCAAACGACCCCGUAACCAAUCAAUUCCACUCCAAGGAGGGAAGGAGAGCCGGUUUCCUUACCUGCACCCAUCACAUAUUCCCCACAUGGAAACAUUGGUACUGACGGAUGUACCGUCACAUGUGGCACCCAACUCAUCGAUUGUCUCUGCUCUCACUCGAUUCAUCACAGCCUGCUCCAAUGAAGCAUUGCUCGCAACUCUACAGGCGGGAUCGGAUUACUCCCUUCCACCAGGGAAAGCACGCAUGCAAGCCGAGCAGCAACGCUCACGCUCUCUCUUUGGCUUGCGACGCUUAGUUCUUGAAAUCACACCUGUCGACACCUCCAAACUGACAUCAUGGAAACCCGGAAAUCAAUAUAAUGCCAUGGGGCAAUCAAGCACAGGUGACCGCGAUUCGGAAAAUCUUUGGUCUGCAGCUGCCGACGACUUCAGCUUCUUUGGCGAAGAAGAGUGUGGAGUCCCUGAAAACGAUCCUAGCAAGUACUUUCCAAUGGCUGUGCUUAACGAAAAGGUUACGCUUGUGCCUUCCGAGGAUGACUCGAUAUACUCACCCGAUUCUCCUCAAAUCAGACAACAUGUAUCGCAAAGCACAAGAGGCCCCAGCUCCCCAUUGACCUCUAGGAAUAAUGCGGGGCAGAUGGUUGAUCUUGUUUCAGAGCUUGCGGCCUUUCGUCGGGGCAAGAAGGCUGAAUACGAGCAGGUGGUUCGACGUGAGAGAGGGCGGCGGAGCACGACCGGGGCGGGUAUUUCCGGGCUUCUGGUGCCAUCAUCACCCCAUGUUUCACUGUCACACUAUGUCGAGGGAUACUGGAAGGGAGAAGUGAAGAUCGUUCGGAACCCAAUGCCCAAGGUGCGGACCGGGAUGGUAGACAUGUAUGGGAACUAUUUCGAGAAGGGUUACCUGUACCCAUGA